Molecule: messenger RNA, 2342 nt
Organism: Cannabis sativa
Lineage: Eukaryota; Viridiplantae; Streptophyta; Magnoliopsida; Rosales; Cannabaceae
Product: probable plastidic glucose transporter 3
Exons: 14
Coding region: 490-1953 (487 amino acids)
Biological process (GO): monosaccharide transmembrane transport
Cellular component (GO): membrane
Molecular function (GO): hexose transmembrane transporter activity
Source: RefSeq, a predicted model, not a curated record
UGACAACUAUUAGGGGACAGGUGUCGUUCUCUUUUGCUUCCUUUACCAUCUUUGUCUUUCUGCUUAAGAUUUACCUUUUAUUAUUAUUAUUAUUUAUUUUUCUAAAAAAGGGUCUCAUUAGAUUUAGACUCACUACCAUUACCAUUACCAUUACCAUGUGAUGUGAUUUGCAGUAGUACAAUCGUCAGUAUCAUCAUCAUUCCUAUGUACGACUCCUUUUUCUUUCUCUCUCUCUAAAAUCUAACAUCUCUGCCAUUACAUUACACAAUUAAAGAAGAAGAAGAAAAGAUUUCACACGCUCAAUCGCUCAGAUUUCCUUGUCUCUUUAUACUUACAGUGUCACUGAUUGUGGCGCAUUUUAGCAUCGUCUUCUAUCUCAGAUUCAUUUUAAUCUCACUGUUUCGUACCUCUGCAUUUCUACAAGCAUAGUAUUUGCAGUCGGUCGUAGAGCACCCUCUUGCGGAAGUUGGAGGUUUUAUAAUAUUUGAUAUGAGAGGGCGUCUCCACGACGCUUUUUCCACGUACAAGCGUGGACCAGCGAGGGAUUAUUUCAAUGGUUAUGACAAAGAUGGAAGUUCUGAACGUUUAGUGAAUGGCAAAGAUACUGUCAACCCCUCAUGGAGACGUUCUUUACCGCAUAUGCUUGUUGCUGCGAUUUCUUCAUUCUUGUUUGGAUACCAUCUCGGUGUGGUCAAUGAGACACUAGAGAGUAUUUCUGUGGAUCUUGGCUUCAGUGGGAAUACUUUAGCUGAAGGUCUAGUGGUAAGUACAUGUUUAGGAGGUGCUUUUGUUGGAUCUCUAUUUAGUGGGUGGCUUGCAGAUGGAGUUGGUCGUCGAAGGGCAUUCCAGCUCUGUGCAUUGCCUAUGAUAAUUGGCUCAGCAAUGAGUGCAACAACUAAAAGUCUGUGGGGUAUGCUUCUUGGGAGGUUAUUAGUUGGAGCUGGAAUGGGCAUUGGGCCAGCGGUUGUAGCUCUCUAUGUAGCAGAAAUUUCACCAGCUUUUAUAAGGGGUAGGUACAGUUGCUUCACACAAAUCGCAACAUGUCUUGGAAUUAUGGGGGCUCUUUUUAUCGGACUCCCAGCCAAGGAAAGAGAGGGUUGGUGGCGGGUUUGUUUUUGGGUAUCCAUUGUGCCUGCUGCAACACUUUCUGGUCUCAUGGAGUUUUGUGCAGAGAGCCCUCAUUGGCUUUUUAAGAAAGGAAAAAGUACUGAAGCUGAAGCUGAAUGCGAAAAGCUUUUAGGAGCAGUAUAUGUUAAAUCUGCAAUGGCAGAGUUGUCCAAGUCUGAUAGAGGGGAGGAAUCAGAUUCAGUUAAAUUCUCAGAGCUACUAUAUGGCCGUCAUUUCAAAGUGGUUUUCAUGGGGUCUACCCUUUUUGCUUUUCAACAGCUAUCUGGCAUAAACGCUGUAUUUUAUUUCUCUUCAACUGUAUUUAAGAGCUUUGGGGUACCAUCGGAGGCUGCUAACAUAUGUGUAGGAAUCGCAAAUCUUCUGGGAUCAGUUAUUGCAAUGAUAUUGAUGGAUAAACUUGGAAGAAAGGUGCUUCUUCUCGGGAGUUUUUCUGGCAUGGUAGUGUCAUUGAUUCUUCAAGUGAUUGCAGCAAAUUCUUUAGCAUCAGGAUCUGGGACAUUAUAUCUAUCUGUUGGUGGCAUGCUUCUAUUUGUCUUCAUGUUUUCCCUCGGUGCUGGUCCAGUCCCAAGUCUCCUCCUUUCUGAAAUAUUCCCAGGUCGGAUCAGGGCUAAGGCUAUGGCAAUUUGCAUGGCUGUGCAUUGGGUGGUAAAUUUCUUUGUUGGUCUAUUGUUCUUACGCUUGCUGGAACAAAUUGGGGCAAAAUUUCUGUAUUCAGUCUUUGCCACCUUUUGUUUUGUGGCUGUGAUUUUUGUGAAGAGAAAUGUGGUGGAAACGAAAGGAAAAACGCUCCAAGAAAUCGAAAUAGCACUUAUUCCACCUGAGUGAAAGGGUCCAAUUAUUUUGGGAAUCCUACACGGCCAUUUACACAAGUUUACUUAUCAAUUUAUGGUAGAUAUGAUAUUAAACCUUAAAUUUACGUUUGCUCUGCCCUAUAAGUUACAAGGUUCGCGCAACACGAAGUUUUCGCAGGAAAAUUUGGAGUAAAAUCAUCAUCAGAUGCUCACAUUGAAAGGCCUACAUAUGUAUAUCUUUUCUUUUUGCUUUCUUAAGAACAUAAAUGUUAUAUAUAGAUAUAUUUUUUUGCAAGCUUCUGCAGUACCCGAAGCUUGCUUAAACAUGUACGAGUGUAGUUUAUCUUGUGCCCUUCAGUUUGAAGAAAUAUUUUUUGAUAUUGAAAUAAUUUUAAUGAUACAAACAUUGCAUUGCAGUGAAAA